GGGAUGUAGUUUCCCCACCGCGGCCGGCCCUGCCUGCAAUGCAACCCGGACCAUGGCUUCCGCGGGCUGCAGCAGCAGCAGCGGUCUGGAUCUUUUGGGGGCUGGGGAGGCGGAUCGGCCGCACCCCAGGCCUUUCUUGAUCGGGGUGAGCGGGGGCACUGCCAGCGGCAAGUCAACAGUAUGCGAGAAGAUCAUGGAACUCCUGGGUCAGAACGAGGUGGACCAUCGCCAGCGGAAAGUGGUCAUCCUGAGCCAGGAUCGGUUCUACAAGGUGCUCACAGCUGAGCAGAAGGCCAAAGCCCUGAAGGGGCAGUACAACUUUGACCACCCAGAUGCUUUUGACAACGAGUUGAUGCAGACAACCUUGAAGAACAUCGUGGAUGGUCAGACCGUUGAGGUCCCAACCUAUGACUUUGUGACUCAUUCCAGGUUGCCUGAGACAACCAUGGUCUAUCCGGCAGAUGUGGUCCUCUUUGAAGGGAUUUUGGUGUUCUAUAAUCAAGACAUUCGGGACAUGUUUCACCUCCGUCUCUUUGUCGAUACCGACUCAGAUGUGAGACUCUCCCGGAGAGUUCUUCGAGAUAUGAAACGGGGACGGGACCUGGAACAGAUUCUGACGCAGUACACAACUUUUGUCAAGCCUGCCUUCGAAGAGUUCUGCUUGCCGACCAAGAAGUAUGCUGACGUGAUAAUCCCUCGAGGAGUAGAUAACAUGGUUGCCAUCAACCUCAUUGUCCAGCACAUCCAAGACAUCCUGAAUGGAGACAUCUGCAAGUGGCAUCGGGGGGCCACCAAUGGACACGGCCGAUCCUCCAAAAGGCCUUUCCUGGAACAUGUAGACAGCAGCCCUGUACUGGCCCCGAGCAAGCGCUCUCACCUGGAGUCCAGCAGCCGUCCCCACUAACGGGGCUGACCAGCAGCUCUGGGACACCCAGUUCUCCACCAGCCGGACUUCGUAUUGGACAUCUCUCCUGUGUUUGGAAGCUCGAUUGAGAGAGGGCAGAUCUUCUUCCAGAAGCGGUGGGGUGUUUUUCACUGCCGACUGCUCGGGUCCCUUUCUUCUUCGGGAGGGAGGGAUGGUUCAUUACACCCCCUGAGUGUGUCCCCCAUAAAAGAAAACGAUCCUCUCGUGGUGCUUUUCCCAGCAACACCUUCCGGGUGUUUGUGGUUCUUUCUCGUUCUCUAGGAAAGACUGGCCAGUCGGGGCUGCUUUCCGUUUUAAUUGUCCCUCCCCCUUUUCUCCUUCCUAUUAAAUUUCACAUUAGUGUGGUUUAGUGGGUGGCAGGGCUGGGGUUGUGUACGGUGCCGCCCCCUCCAGGGCUUUUUAUGGCACCUUUUAAAAAAGGUUUUUAACGGCAUCUUCACCAGUGGACAUAGCAGGGUCGCCAAAGCAAAGAUCUAAGCAGAGAUGACACAGAGGUCCUUUUGUAGCAGGCAAGGGUCACAACAUCUGUGCUCACACACACACACACACACACACACACACACACACACACCCCAUUCAUUACUUUUCUAUGUUGUUUUCAGUGUCAAAUGAGGCAAGGCAGCUUCUUUGUUUACUUUAAAUCAAAGGACGAGCCGGCUUUCAAGGCAGAUGUCUGAUUUGGCUAAGAAAGAGAAACCUGGACCCCUCGGAGGAUGCACCUGGCCCUAGAGAGUUGCAGAUGCAUCCCUAGCCGUAGAAAGGGGGAGGCCUCCGGCUGAGACAGGCAGAAGCCAUUCCCUCCCCUAUCAGACCUUUUAAAAAAAUUAAACGUGUGCCUGCUGGGGAAGGGGAAGGCAGAAAUCUGCCCUGCAGCAGAGAAUACUUUGGGGCAAAUGGGUCUUGCUAUAUCCUUCCCCGAACGAAAAUUAGUUAAAUCGCACAGACACCACAGGAACAAGUUUUGUUACUUGUUGAUAACUGGUCACUGCCUUGUUUUGAUGCUGCUGGAUUCUUCCAAGCGGCCAAAGAGCAAAUUGCAUGUCUUUCUCACUGCAACUCCCCCCCCCCCACACACACACACGUGUCCGUUUAAUUGCAUUUCUGCUGCCAACAGUAUUUACAAACUAAAGAUCUGGUUUCAGCAUCAGAACCAGCAUCCCCACAUGCAAAGUACAGGGCUUUCUUCUGCUUUGCAUUGUAUGGAACUGAGUAGCUGUGAUGAAAAAAAUUGGGGAGGGGCUACCUGUUAACCCCCCCCACAAUUCCUUUCUAACAACAAAGCUUGACACUGUAUUCAAGUUGGUUGUCAGGCACGGUGAAGUAAUAAAAAAUGAGCUAAGUAACAUA
Molecule: messenger RNA, 2272 nt
Organism: Sphaerodactylus townsendi
Lineage: Eukaryota; Metazoa; Chordata; Lepidosauria; Squamata; Sphaerodactylidae
Gene: UCK1
Product: uridine-cytidine kinase 1
Exons: 7
Coding region: 53-904 (283 amino acids)
Cellular component (GO): cytoplasm; cytosol
Molecular function (GO): kinase activity; ATP binding
Source: RefSeq, a predicted model, not a curated record